This is a messenger RNA of Phyllotreta striolata, 1710 nucleotides long. NCBI's taxonomy places the organism in Eukaryota, Metazoa, Arthropoda, Insecta, Coleoptera, Chrysomelidae. The record is from the annotation of a GenBank genome assembly.
AUGGAUAAAGUGGAAGAAGAUUUCUCUUCGAGGGGCUGCAGCCCCGUGUUCUCGGGGUCGCCUCUUCCACCUCGAAGACAAUUGGGUUUCAUUAAAAAUAGCAAAACGAAGCUAUCCUGCGAGCAGGAGCGCGAUUUAUACCCAAAUUGCGAUGUCAGCAUUUGGCUGAGGUCCUGCGAAAAGGAGGUAACGACUCCUUUGAAAGGAUCGAUUAAAGGAGUUGUUCCUGAGUGGUUAAAAGGCUCGUUGAUUAGAAACGGGCCUGGAUCGUUGAAAGUGGGUGAAGAGGAGUUUACUCAUCUGUUCGAUAGCUCCGCGCUUUUACACAGGUUUGAAAUCAAAGACGAAGAAGUAACUUAUCAAUGUAGAUUCUUGGAUUCUGAAGUUUUCCGAAAAAACUGGACUGCUAAACGAAUCGUGAUGGCAGAGUUUGGUACAAAGGUGGUUGAAGAUCCUUGUCAUUCUAUAUUCAAAAGAAUAGCUGCAAUUUUUAGCAGUGAAGCUUCCGAUAACGCCAUGAUCUCAGUUUACCCUUUCGGCGACGAAUUGUACGCUUUCAACGAAAUCCCCAUCAUCCACGAAAUAAAUCCCGAAACGUUGGAAACGAAAUGCAGGAUAAAAAUCGACGAGUACGUCUCGGUGGUUUGUCAUUCAUCCCACCCUCAUGUUCUACGUGACGGUACAGUUUACAAUUUAGGAUUGUCGGUGUAUCCUACUGGUUUAUAUCACACGAUCAUUAAGUUCCCUAAAAAAGAAAACGAGGAUUCGAAAGCGAUGUUUAGAAACGCUGAGAUUGUAGCUUCUAUUCCAGCUCGAUGGAAAUUAAAUCCUUCCUACAUGCAUAGUUUUGGGAUAACUGACAAUUUUUACAUCAUAAUAGAGCAACCUUUGAGUAUUUCUGUACCUGGAAUUGUUAAAUCGAAAUUCAAAAACGAACCAUUGGCUGGUUGCUUCAGGUGGUAUCACGAGGAAUAUACAAGAAUUUCCGUCGUUUCCAGAAACACAGGGAAAUUAUACAAAACAUUUUACGCUGAAUCAUUCUUCUACUUACACGUUAUCAACCAAUACGAGCUCGACAAUCACAUAGUCCUCGAUAUUUGCGUGUACCAAGAUCCCAACAUGUUGGAUUGCAUGUACAUCGAAACCAUGAAGUCGAUGCAGCAGAAUCUCAAUUACGCGAAAAUGUUCAGGAGUCGACCGGCGAGGUUCGUUUUGCCGUUGAAUCCUCCGCCCAGCUGCACUAAGGGAAAUUUAAUAGACCUGGAAGGUACGAAUGCGAAAGCUCGUUAUCUUCCAAAUGGAGAGGUGCUGGUGCAACCGGUGAAAUUGUGCAAUAUCGGAUGCGAAACGCCCAGGAUUAAUUACGACAAGUAUUUAGGUAAGCCGUAUAGGUAUUUUUAUGCGAUAAGUGCUGAUGUCGACGCGGAAAACCCGGGAACGCUUAUUAAAGUCGACACAAGUGAUAAAUCUACACUAAUUUGGAACGAAAAAAACUGCUACCCGAGCGAACCAAUAUUUGUACCAGCUCCAGAAUCACAGACAGAAGAUGAUGGGGUAAUAUUAUCGGCAUUAGUUUGGGGCGGUGAAGACACCAAUCACGUAGGGUUGCUCAUUUUAGACGCACAAACGUUUAAAGAAAUAGGCAGAGCGGAAUUUCAUACCGAAACUCCGGUACCUAAAUGUCUGCAUGGCUGGUUCUUACCCAAAUGA